Molecule: messenger RNA, 1458 nt
Organism: Salvia hispanica
Lineage: Eukaryota; Viridiplantae; Streptophyta; Magnoliopsida; Lamiales; Lamiaceae
Product: transcription factor bHLH30-like
Biological process (GO): regulation of DNA-templated transcription
Molecular function (GO): protein dimerization activity; DNA-binding transcription factor activity
Source: RefSeq, a predicted model, not a curated record
UCAAUUUGAGUUUGCAAGAGAUUUAGAAAUGCAGGAAUUCGACACCGUCAAAAAGAAAAAGAAGCUAAUUUGCCUCUAGUUCUGCGUCUUCAUCCUAUCCCACUACCACUUCGCCUUCUUGAUUUUGUCAUCCCCCCUUCAUAUAAUUAAAGCAAUGUCCACGCCAUUGCUGAUAAUCACAAUCCCUUCAGUUGCAACCCUCAAAAUUCAGUCAAAAAUGCUUGCUUUCUGGUUUUCCCUCGCCACUCGCCCCCCUGGCCUCGACCCAUAAAUCCUAUUUUCAAGUUUUUGAAAAAACUUUCAUUUUGUGCUGACGCCUAUUUUUCAGAAUUUCUUGAAGCUUUAUAUUAGUGACUCAAGAUUAUUACUUUGACUCAUGAAGCAUGUGUUAUUUGUGGCAUGCUCUGUGCUGAUAUCUUGCAACGAAUAUUAUUUGUCUUGAUAUUGAGAUUUUUACAUUUCACUUUAACUACACAUUUAAGAAUCUUGUAGUAUGAUGCAGUGUGAGAAUGAGUAUGGUUUCAGCAUUGAGUCUGAUGUGUAUCAAUUGCUGCAUAACUCAACUAUGAAUGUUGAAAAACGGGGGUGUUUGUCUACCCCUGUUAAGCAUUCUUUGGUGUUGGAUGGUGAGAAGGGGGAGUUAGUCAAGGCUUGUGGGAGAGUGGGGAAAAGAAAAGGGGUUUCAGGGACGAAGACAGAAGAGGCUUUGAGGAGUCAUAGCGAGGCAGAGAGACGAAGGAGGGAAAGAAUCAAUGCACAUUUGGAGAGCCUCCGUGAGCUUGUACCGAACAAUGAAAAGCAGAUGGACAAGGCGACUCUACUAGCUGAAGUCGUUAGCCAAAUAAAGCAACUGAGGGAAACCGCGUCACUAGCCAGCGAAGGCCUGCACAUCCCGAUGGACACGGAUGAAGUAAGAGUCGAAAGAGUGGAGAAUCAUAGUGGUGAUGGCUCGUUCUUGCUUAUGGCCUCGCUCUGCUGCGAACACUGGCCUGAUCUGCUGUCUGAUGUGAGGCAGGUGAUGAAAAGACUACCAGUUCAAGUGGUGAAGUCCGAGGUAUCAACGUUGGGAAGCAGGGUGAAGAUUGCGUUCUUGAUCACGUCAGUUGAAGGGGACGACGGUGUGGUUGGUUUGGUUCGUGCAGCUUUGAGCGAUAUUGUUGAGAAGGUGUCUGCAUUGGCGGAGUCUGCUGAGCAACUGUUUAUCUCUCGUAAGAGGCAGCGUGGUUCUUGCAUCGAUUCUUCGUCGAACUUGUUGGAGUGAGAGUUGUGUGGUGCUAUAGUGUUGUAGAUGAUGAUGGUGGUGAAUGCUAUAUUGUGUGGCUUUUCAUGAUUUGUAUGUUGUAAUGGUCCAAAAUGGUUUGAAUUGGGGUAUGAACUCCAUUCAUAAGUGUAAUUUGCAUCUGAAUAUUGACCAUUUCUCUUGGUGAAUAGGUACUAGCACAUUUGUUUGCAAGAUCA